Morchella sextelata is the source of this 1002-nucleotide messenger RNA. RefSeq lists its product as uncharacterized. NCBI's taxonomy places the organism in Eukaryota, Fungi, Ascomycota, Pezizomycetes, Pezizales, Morchellaceae. Bases 1 to 1002 code for a protein of 333 amino acids. The record is from RefSeq and is a predicted model, not a curated record. The transcript is spliced from 6 exons.
AUGGCCGGCGAUGGCAAGAUGAAUGUAAAGGGCUACAAAAUUGAGCUCAAUCUGCACGACACGAAGAAAUCGAAUGCCCUUCGUGCUCAUAUCUCAGCUUGGGCAAGAACCAAUAAGUGCUUCAACGUCAAAAACCCCAAAUACCAACAGCUACUCGACUACGCGAUGACCCAUCCUGAGCUCGUUGGUUUUAGGCCGAAAUACCUCACCGAUUGCAUGAAAAAGGUGAAGGAAGGCAAGAAUAAGGCCGGCGAAACCCUAUAUGAGAGAAACUCGGAGGACGAAGCGGAGCGUGACGAACACGUUGAGGUUAAAGUUGCGCGAAGACACCCAAAGUUCACGGAGGUCGCACCGAAUGUCAUCAGAGCUCCUACCACUGUGCACCGCCCCUGGGAAGGUGCAUCCAACACCGACAUGAUCGGAAUGUUGAGAUAUCUGACCUUCGUUCACCUUUACAAUGCUGUCCGCCGGGACCUGCACCUAGCGAGGGAGAUUCGGGCAUUAUACGGCAUAUUGAGAGAUAAUAUCAUCAAGAUUUUAACUGCGGUGAAGCUGACAUGCUGUGUCGUCUUCCGCCAUACCGCAACGCUAGGGAUACCUGAUACGCCUUUUCCGACUAGGCAUUCUUUCCUGAAUGCCAUCCACUCUAAAGAUCCAGUAUGGAACGAGGACCCUGCUGAGCAGAACGAUCGCGAUAUUCAUCCCCCAGAUGCCCGGAAACGUCCCAUGCCCAGCACUCGACAGAGCCUUAAGCACAGGCUCGAUUUGAUCCGUAAGAGGAUGAACCAACAGGUUCUCCUUAAAAGGAAGUCCCCAAGGCAAAUCCCGUUGAAGACGUGGAAUAUGGUGGCCGCCGCAGAAUGCUGGGCAGUCAAUCCAAUCGUGGUAGCAGUGACGGCGGCCGGCACUCCAAUUCCUAGUGACCCUAACUACUAUGGAAAGAAGGUUGCUCCGGGAGGCUAUGUGCUCACUGGAUCACGUUUUCGAUUGGGACGUCCCUGA